AUGGAUGUCUUAGCUGCCCCGCAGUACUAUCCCGCUUGCGGACCCGCGCCAGGCCGACCGCCGCGCAGAUGGGCGCUGAAGCGCUUCGAGAAGGACGCCCAGAUGGCGUCCGCCCUCGCCGCGUCCUGGACGGAUGCCCCAACUGGACUGGUCGCGGACGUCGAUCGGGAAGCUGACUGGUUUCGGGGGUCAUUGACGGCGGCGUGCGACGCCGCCAUGCCCCGAGCCAGGAAACUUUCAAGGCAUGCCGCUUACUGGUGGAGCGACGAGAUUGCCGCGCUGCGUGCUACAUGCAACGCGUCGUGUCGUCGCUUCACGAGGGCCCGCCGGAGACGGAACCGCGACAGGGCGAGUGAGGCGGCGCUGUAUGAGGUCUACCGAGAGGCCACGGUGGACCUCCAGCGUGCUACCAGGAGGGCCAAGGCGAGCGCCAGGGGAGAACUCCUCGAGACUCUGGACAAGGAUCCAUGGGGGCGGCCCUACCGCAUUAUGCUGGGCCGCAUGCGCCCGGCCGCCCCUCCUGUUACGGAGUCCCUCGACCCUCCCGUUCUGCAGCGUGUCGUGGAUACCCUCUUUCCGGUAGAUCCGGAGGAGGGUCCGCGGCCGCUCCUGCCGGCGGAGGCCAGUAACUGGUCCGCCGGGCUGGGCGUCACCGAGGGGAAACUCGGGAUGGUCGUCGGGCGAAUAAUGGCCAGGAAUACGGCACCAGGGCCCGACGGCAUCCCUGAGCGGGCACUCGCUUUGGCGCUGCGCGUCCUGGGUCCCCGGCCCAGGCGGCUGUGUCACGUCUUGUUACAAUUCAAAAUGCCGAAGCUGUGCGACAAGAAGACCCGUAUCAAGACGCGAGAAAGUGGAUUCCCCAACUGUCUAGAGGCCUGGCGAGCGAUUACACGUUCCUACAGACGUAGCAGUUGGGAGAAAAGGGCUGAAAGACGCGAGAUGCGCUCUCGAUCUCGUAUUUAUUAUCUGUCCCCAUUACCUCGACUUCCGUUGUCUCGGCAGUGA
Hylaeus anthracinus is the source of this 1005-nucleotide messenger RNA. RefSeq lists its product as uncharacterized. The record is from RefSeq and is a predicted model, not a curated record. NCBI's taxonomy places the organism in Eukaryota, Metazoa, Arthropoda, Insecta, Hymenoptera, Colletidae. The coding region runs from base 1 to 1005 and encodes 334 amino acids. The transcript has a single exon.